AUGUGGAAGAAGUUAUUAUCUGGAGCACGGUUCAAACUAAACCAACCAAACAAUUCAUCUAAAAAAUUAAUACUUUCAGUUUUGAAUUCUACGGCGACAAAACGUGAAGCAAGGGACUAUUUAAAUAAGUAUACAGAUGAUCCAAAAAAACAGAAUUAUUGUCUAUUACUGGUGAGAAAUCUCAGUGCAUUGCAUCCUUUCAAAGUCUCUCAGUUAUCUGGUACUAUUGAGAAAAUAAACAUGUUGGGAUUAAAAUUUAUAUUCGUAAUUCCUCCUGACUCUAAAAAUAUCGAUGAAGAUGCUGAAGUUUUAGAUGCGAUUACUACACUUGCUGGAUUAAAUCCCUUACAUUUACAAAAUGGUCUAAUAAAAAUGAAAUCAGGAGAACUUCAAUCAAUUAUUGAAUCUCAAAGAAGUAUUUUUACAUUUGAAAAUAUAUACAAUAACAUCACGCAUUCUAAAAACAGUAACAACUUGGUACCAAUUAUCAAACCGAUGUUAUACGAUGAGAAAACAUCGACCAAUUCAUUAAUUGAGAGUUCAAAUUUAUUUGUGAAACAUAUUUGUUUAAAUGGAGUGUUGAAUAUUGAUAAGUUUUUUAUUAUAAACGAUAUUGGUGGAAUCCCUUCAACUGAAAGGAAUUCAAACUCGCAUGUUUUUAUUAACUUAUCCCAAGAAUAUCAACAUCUAAACAGAGACCUUGAAAAAGUGAUAAAUUUAUUGGAAGCAACAAAAGAGAACAAAGCUGACCUUAUAGAGCAAUUGCACGUAUUAAAAAAUGGAGAUGUCAUCGAGAGUCUCAUUGAAAAAUAUAAAGAGCAUCUAAACGACUUGCAAUUGAUGAAUUCUGCUUUAUCAUAUCUUCCCAACUCAUCAACUGGUUUAAUAACAACUAUUUCAGCUUCAAACACGUCCUCAGAUAAGAAAAAUCCACUUGUAUAUAAUAUUUUAACGGAUAGAUCUUUGAUUUCGUCAUCACUCCCAAUGUUUAAAAGAAAACUCAUUAACGAUACACCUGAUUAUAAUCUCAUCGAAUAUGAUCUUUAUCCACAAUAUAGAAGUGAAAAUGUACUUGAAGAUGAAAAAUCUACUGAAGAUACUGCAUUGGUUACAACCGUAUUGAAAAGAGGUAUUGAUAUAAAGAUAUUCAAUUACCGUACUUUAACACAAUAUAAUAGUAAAGGAAUACCGCCCUCUUUCUAUUCAACAAUUAAAGAAAACCAUCUAAUAGAUGACCUUAAAAUUGACUUAAAAAAAUUGAAUAAAAUGAUUAAUAGAUGUUUUGGAAGACAAUUAGACCUCGAAAACUAUCUAAAGAGAAUAAAUGGCCAAAUUGCAACAAUAAUUGUUAUUGGGGAUUAUGAUGGAAUAGCAAUUUUAACCCACGAAGGCCCUGAUAACAACAAAUUUGUGUAUCUAGAUAAAUUUGCAAUCGUUCCAGAAAUGAAGGGGUCUUUGGGUAUAUCUGAUAUUAUAUUUAAUCUCAUGUUUAAAAGUUUCCCAAAGGAACUUUUAUGGAGAAGUAAGAAAAACAAUGCUGUCAAUAAAUGGUAUUUCCAGAGGAGUGUAGGCGUUUUAGAUCUGUCAAUGGAUUUUGGAAAUGAAGAUAAAACUGAUAGAAAAGAUAGCGAGUUUAAAUUAUUCUACUAUAGCGAACCUGAGAUGCAAACCGAACACUUUUCAAAUAUUGAAAGAAUUAGAGAGUAUUCCAAAUAUAUAAGGGACAUUACUCCGAGCUGGGGAAAGAGAAUGUAA
Molecule: messenger RNA, 1755 nt
Organism: Tetrapisispora phaffii CBS 4417
Lineage: Eukaryota; Fungi; Ascomycota; Saccharomycetes; Saccharomycetales; Saccharomycetaceae
Gene: ARG2
Product: acetyl-CoA:L-glutamate N-acetyltransferase
Exons: 1
Coding region: 1-1755 (584 amino acids)
Biological process (GO): L-arginine biosynthetic process
Cellular component (GO): mitochondrial matrix
Molecular function (GO): L-glutamate N-acetyltransferase activity, acting on acetyl-CoA as donor; arginine binding
Source: RefSeq, a predicted model, not a curated record